GCACUACGCCGCUGCAUCUUGCGGCGAGGUACGGCCACACCGCCACGGUGGAUCGGCUCGUGGCGGCCGGCGCCGCCGUCGACGCGAAGGACGACGAUGGCUAUACGCCUCUCCACGGGGCGGCCAUCCGCGGCCACUCCGAGGCGGCGCAGCGCCUGGUCGACGCCGGCGCCGACGUUCAUGCGAAGAAUUGGACGGAGAUGCGACGUCGAUGGGACUCCGGCACUACGCCGCUGCAUCUUGCGGCGCUGCACGGCCACAUCGCCACGGUGGACCGGCUCGUGGCGGCGGGCGCCGCCGUCGAGGCGAAGGACUUCGAGGGUUGGACGCCUCUCCACCGGGCGGCCCGGUCGGGCCACUCCGAGGUGGCGCAGCGCCUGGUCGACGCCGGCGCCGACGUCGACGCCCAGAACAACUCCGGCCUAACGCCCUGGGAGGUGGCCAAAAGGGAAGGCCACGAGACGCGGAUGGCGCCGGUUCUGCGUCCCGUCCAGGUGGGCCUUCUUAGUGGUCGCACAGUGGGCUGUGACCCAGAGCCCAGCCGCACCGUGCGGGACCUGCUGGAAGAAGCCCAGUCAAAGCUUGGGACUGGAAUCCACCACCUCGUCACAAGUUCUGGAACGACUCUGAAAGAACACGUGACUUUGCAGGAAGCUGGCAUUGGCUAUGACAGUGUUGUUACGGCAAUUGCUUUGGUGCCAGCUUCAGAAGGUCGAAGUGCUGCGGAGGCUACAUCUUCAACUGCGGCAAAGGCUUCAGUGCCCGGACAAGAAGCACCAGAAGGCGAAGCGCUGGAAGGUCCAAGUGGUCCAAGUGGCGUGGAUGCACCAGGGCCAGGAGAAGUCGAUGGCCUUCCUGAUGAGACCCUACCAAUCAGAAAGGCCCCCGACGGCCUUGCGAGCAGUGGCCAUACGAUUCCUGUGGCGGAGGUCUCAUCUCCAGAUCCUGCAACUCAGCAAGCUGUUGGCUGCCAGUCUGGUGAAUUGGCCGACGCACGCCGCAGCAUGCAGGAAGAAGGAGUUGAAGGUGAAGGCUUUGAAUACGCCGCUUCAGAUCUUGUAGAACAACCUGCAGCCCAGCCAGUCUUGCACAACGUUGAGGAAUUUCCAACAGCGCCCUUUGUGAAGAAGAUCGACUUUGACUGGGAAGAGGGACGCAAAUACUUAGACAUAGAACUGGACGAUACUGCCAUUUGUUUGGUACGGGAUGACAUUGUGAUGAUGAGCAGCAGAUCGGUACACCAAUCAAACUCGUUGGGAUUCGAAGUCCUGGAGGACUAUGAUGCACCGGCUUUGCCUGCUGGCAUGGUGCCUAUGGGUCCUUUGUUGAGACUCUGGCCUGAAAAUGUGACCUUCUCUGAAGAAGUUCAUGUAGUCAUGCCCGUGUGUCGUGGUGCGAAGAAUGCUUGGUGCACCACUGACAGUGGCUGGAAGCAGGUGCCUGCUCAGAUAAGACAGAGCAUCAUGAUCACCUCUUUACACCACUUUUGUAGUAUGCAGCCUGCUGGCGAACCGGUGGAAAUAAAAGCUUUGGGCUACAUCAAACAGCCAAGUGCAAAGAUAGUGUUGGCACACAUUGAUUGUUCCGAAUGUGACAGCAAACUGAGCAAGCGUGAGAACGAUCCUCAUUUUCUUAAGGACUUUACCCAAUGCAGAGAUCCAGAAGUGCUGGACGAGCGUAAGGAUGGUGAUAAAGUGGAGCUCUCGCAGCCAGAAGCUUCCCGAGAGACGAUCGAGUUGAAAUUUAAGCGGUUUCCCUUUGUCUCUAAAAAGCUCUCAGCUCAGUCUGGGAGUUUCAAAGUUCAAGUUGAUGACGAACCUUAUGAGUUUCAACUGGACAGAGAUGCGGACAACGCAGAGGUAGCUCGUCCCAGACAACAUGCAUCCCCGCAAGCUGCAUCAGGAUCAUCAGAGCACACAUCAACAGGUUCAGCAAUCCACCGCCCGCCUGAGGUCAGGCUUAAGUGGGAAGAGCCUGUUGUGAUUGAGGUGGAUCUUUCAGAGCUGCUGACAAAGAUGGACCCGGGGUUGUACCAAGUCCUUGCCCAAGAAAGGGGAAGAUGGCAUCAAGUCUCCGAAGACCUCUUUCUUCACAUCUGGACAGAUGCCAAUAUUGCUAGAGCACAGGUUGCACAAAGGUCUUUGUGCUUGGAGCAUGUCGAGCAGGUCACGUCCGACCUUGUGCGAAGAAUCUGCGUUGACUUGGGCCUGGCCUUCUCUUCUGACAUGGCUAAGAAGCUUACCAAGAUCGUCCGCUGCAAACAGGUCACAGAUUUGCGAUGGUAUGACAUCUUUAGACACCGUGCGUUCAGUACGAUCGAUGCCUGUGCCAAGCGUGGCGCUAGCCAAAUUUUACUGGUGGGCGUACAGCCAAAGAUGCUGAACUCAAUCACUCAAAAAGAGCUCCGCUGUCUUCACAAAGACCUGAAGCGUGCAUCUGAGAAGAAGAGCUUUGACUUCUAUCACUUGCUUAAUGGUCUGAAAUGCCCCAUUGAUAGACUGGAAGAGGAGCUGCAGCAGUGGCUGCGAAAAGAUACAAAGCACCAGGUCGUGAUCGUAUCCUGCUGCGAGGACGAUCAAGAAGAAGCCCAACGUAUUUGCAAACGCCUCAAUGAGGGGCUGGAUGUAUUGGAAUACGUUGAUGCGUUGAGUCCAGAGGAAGUCAUGUUCAAUCUGAGCAUCAGUGCCAUCAAGAAAGUCCUUACGCAACUUGGCCAGGAUGGAUUUACGAUGCCUGCGGAGAAGUUCGGCCAAGCCAUGAGGAUGCUUGGGAUGAGUGCGACACCGAUGAAGGUGUCAACGCCAUCAAUUGACAUCCUUACCCUGCACGAUCUUUUGCUCGAAGACCUGAAGAAUUCGGCUACAGAUCCUUACAAUGUGCUCAUGAAGUUCUUGAGGCUUUUGGAUGGAGAUUGCAAGGACACCAUGUCUGUUGCGGAGCUGAAGCGUUUCCUCGGAAUUGGAGGUAUGCGAUCAGAGAAUGAGCUUGAGGCCACUGUUUCAGCAUAUCGGCAGGCUGAGAUCCCACUUUCAAAGCUCAGAGAAGCGUUAUUUGAUCCAGAAAGCCAACAAAAGCUGCUGAACGAUCAACAAACGACCAGUCGAAUUUCUUGGGCAGUGGCUGACCGGAAUGCCUUCCAAGUCUUUGAUGGGCCUUGGAGUGCCAUAAAUUCUGGAACAAAGGUGGCGGCCAAUUCUGGAGCACAGUCCUCUGCAGGAGAGGAUCACAAAGAUUCCGUGGCUGUUGGAAGAGAGACUGGCAGAAUCUCAGUGCCAAUACCCGUGGCUCCUGCAAAUGGCAAGCACUUGUUCCUUUCUGGUCGAUUCAAUGAUCCAAAGAGCAAGAGCUACAUGAGAGCAGUCAGAGACGAACUUGAACAGUUGGGAGUCCAAACUUACAUGGUGGAAGGACAAGGAGCUGGUGGCGACUUUGCCCCAGCUACCAUUACAGGCCUCUACCAUGCCAUCACCAUGGUGGCAUUUUGCACUCAUCACUAUGGCCAGAAGACCAACGUGGGCUAUGAGACCUUUUUAGAGUUGAAAACAGCACACGAAAGGCACAUUCCCAUCAUUCCAGUUCAAUUGUGCGAUACCUAUCCGCCAGAACCGCCAGACGAAGAGGGUCGACAGCAAAAUUGGUUCGUUCUUGGUCCCAGUCGCAUCAAAAUCAAAGACGUGGGGUCAAACGAACCUGCCAGGGUAGCAAAAGACGUCCAAAGGACUUGGCUGAAUUUAACCAGGCGUUGAAAAAGUCCUGCUGUGACAGUGCUCAGGACCAGAGAAUAGUAGAACCUGAAUUGUAUAAGUAUGGGAUAGUAUGGGUAAACAUUGCAAGAGCAUGACUUUGUAUUUUUUUACUUAUGUUUGCUCCUUAUUUGCUUUUGCGUAGCCGUUCGUGGCUGUUCAAAGUCCACGGAUUCCGGGCAGCUGGAGGGAUACCUUUGAUGCCUCCCAUGAUGGGUCUGCCUUUGCCAGCACCGCGACGUCCGUGACUGCC
Messenger RNA from Durusdinium trenchii, 3996 nucleotides. Lineage: Eukaryota; Dinophyceae; Suessiales; Symbiodiniaceae. The record is from the annotation of a GenBank genome assembly.